AUGGCAAUGGCGCCGGGGCAAGCCGCACAGACGACGAAGGAAAAAACCAGUCCGACGCCAAUCGAUGCGCAGAAUCCGGCCAAAGCCGAGGAAGGUCCCGCGGCAGUGUUUGUCCAGAAGGAAGCAGCUCAAUCCUUUGGUGACGGUGCUCACAGACCGACCCGUUGGCUGACAGUCUCACCCUACCUCGAGCACGAGCAUCUCCUGGAUCUGGACAGUGUCGACACGCCGAACAGACUUCUUGCUCUUGCAUCAACGGAGCUGGAGCCAGCAAGUCCUCACUAUGCCACGGUUAAAUACGAAGAAGCACUCGACUGGGACAGCUUGAUGUUCAAGUUGAAGUCACUCGCAGCCACUGAAGGAUACAAAUGGACGCGGCGCGAAUUCUAUGUGGUUGAAUUCAGAUCUAAGCUCAAGAAGGACAUUGAUGUUGACCUACUGUUCAAGCUCGACAAACAGUCUCAUAUCGAAGCCACAGCGAGCGGCGGCCUGUUGAAGUACUGGUACGGUGUUCCUGACGCGAACAGGAGGAACCUCGCAACAUGCCUAUGGCGCAGCAAGGAGGACGCUGUCAAUGGAGGUCGGGGACCUUGGCACAAACAAGCUCGAGCUGCUAUUCCCAACAUGUACGAGCACAUUAACGUCAAAGGGUUGCGCCUGGUGAUCGAGGACGAUGUGAGGAGCUGGUCCUUCGAGCCACAUGCUUGA
Molecule: messenger RNA, 708 nt
Organism: Cladophialophora carrionii CBS 160.54
Lineage: Eukaryota; Fungi; Ascomycota; Eurotiomycetes; Chaetothyriales; Herpotrichiellaceae
Exons: 2
Coding region: 1-708 (235 amino acids)
Source: RefSeq, a predicted model, not a curated record